AUUUUUGUAAUAAAUUUUUAAUUCUUCAACAGAAAAAUAUUAAAAAUGUCUCUCCGUGCUCCCUCUCCUCCCUCAACGGGAUACAGUAUCAUUGAUAUUCGUAGUUCUCUCAAAGAUGAUAUCAAGACUGAUGGUCGUCCUCCUUCUCCUCCAACAUCUGCUGAUGUUUCUGAGGAUGCUUUCAAUGGUUCUGAUUUGGUUGACACUAUUUUGGAGUCUCUUGAUAAAUCCACAGGUCACAAAUCAAUUCCAACCUACAUCCUUUACGAUAAGAAAGGUCUCCAGCUCUUUGAUCAAAUCACUCAGCUUAGUGAUGAAUAUUACUUAACAGGUGCAGAACUUGAUAUUUUGAUGCGAAAAUCAGACGAUCUUAUAAAUCGCUUACAAAACGGUAGCGUCAUAUUUGAAUUAGGUGCUGGUGCUCUUCGCAAGACACAGGUUAUCCUUCGAGCUAUUGAAAAAAGAAAGAUACGCGUGUCAUAUUAUGCAUUGGAUCUUGAUCAACAUGAAUUAGACAAAUCGUUGGCCUCUCUUGGUGAAUUUCAGUAUGUACAAUUAUAUGGGCUUUUGGGUACGUAUGAUCAGGGCAUACCUUGGAUUAGCAAGCACUUUACUUCUUCCGACGUUCAGAAGAACUUUUUAUGGAUGGGAAGUUCUAUUGGCAAUCAAAAUCGGUUGGAAUCUGCCAUGUUUCUUCGUCGACUUCAGAGAAUGUGCAUGGAGCCAGGGGAUUUUUUUGUGAUCGGGUUUGAUAAACGAAACGCUGCCGAAAAAAUUGAGUUGGCAUAUGAUGAUUCCUAUGGUGUUACCCGUGAAUUUAUCAUGAAUGGAUUGGAUCAUGUGAACCGUAUCAUGGGGCAAGAAAACUUUGUUAAUAGAGCAGACUUUGCUUAUGAUUCCGUGUAUCAAGAAAAGCAAGGGCGUCAUCUUUCCCAUUACCGUGCGUUGAAGGAUACCACGGUCCAUUACAAAACGUCACAAAAGGAAUAUGAUAUCAAGAUUAAGAAGGACGAGCUUAUCCAUGUCGAGCACUCUUACAAAUACUCACUCGGUGAAAUACAAAGUAUUUUGUCAGCAGCUGACCUUAACAUGGUCGAUUAUUGGCUAGAUUCCAACGAUCAGUAUCGUCUUGUUUUAGCCGAAAGCCGACCCUUUAUCUUUGAUCGUAACAUUGAACAAGUUCGCAACACCAUCUUUCCAUCAAAGAAACUUUUUGAGUUAGAGCCCAUCAAUUGUUAUGAUUGUAAUGAAGGCCAGUUGACAACUUUGGAAAAUAUCGAGGUCGAAACAUUAGACCAUUCGUUAUUGAACACGAACAAGACAUGGCCUACCGAAAUCCUGCCUACGAUGCAUGAAUGGAGUGAACUUUGGAAAUCGUGGGACUUGGUGACACAACAUAUGUUAAAUCCCAACAUCAUGUUUGAGAAGCCUAUUUCUUUCCGUCAUCCUUUUAUAUUUUAUUUAGGCCAUAUCCCUGCUUUCCUUGAUAUACAGCUUUCACGUCAUCAGGUCGACAAGGAAUUAGGUGCUACGGACUUAACUGAACCCAAAUACUAUGCAGAUAUUUUCGAGCGCGGUAUUGAUCCCGAUAUGGAUGAUCCUACUCAGUGUAACCCUCAUUCUGUUGUACCUGCAAAUGAAAGUGAUUGGCCAUCUGUAGAAUCUAUCUUCACUUACCAAAGUAAUAUUCGUCAACGUCUUCAACGUCUCUUGGCCUAUUGGGAAGCAGAAGCCUUCAAGAGUCAGUCACCAUCCUGGGUAGAUGCUAAACCUUCGCGAAGACGUCAAAUGCGCAUUGUCUGGAUGUGUUUUGAACACGAGGCGAUGCAUCUUGAAACUUUACUUUAUAUGCUUGUUCAAAGCCCUAAUGUCUUACCUCCUCAGGGUGUUGCCCUGCCAUCCUGGAAACUUGCUAGUCAAGAAUCAAAGAAAGCUGAGCUUUCUCAACUACCUGAGGCUCCCACACUCAAGAUACAACAAGCAACUGUUACAUUAGGCCACAAUGAUAGCGAAUCUGCGGACUUAUUAAGCGAGAAGGGCGCUUUGAAAGGGUUCGGUUGGGAUAAUGAACAUCCCGAACGUCAAGUAGAAGUCGCAGAUUUUGAAAUACAAAUAAGGCCAGUAACUAAUGGUGAGUAUUAUGCCUAUCUUGAAGCAACUCACAGUAAGGCUAUACCAUCCUCUUGGAUUGUGAAAGAUGGUAAAACUUUUGUUCGUACAGUCUUUGGUCCGUGUCCUCUUCCUUAUGCUCAAAACUGGCCGGUUCAAACAUCGUAUAGAGAAGCCAAGGGAUAUGCUGAUUUCAAGGGCCGUCGACUUCCUUCGGAGGCCGAGCUAGUUUUGUUCCGUGAUUUCACUUCAGCUGGAAAAGUCAAGGAAACCAUGAAUAAGUGGACUAACAUUGGGUUUGAGAACUGGAGCCCUACUGAUGUUAGUAAUGAUCAAAUUCAUAACUUGGGUGAUGUUUGGGAAUGGACAGAGACAGUUUGGGAAAGCCAUACAGGGUUUGAGGCCUCCAAUAUUUAUCCUGGAUACUCUGCCGAUUUCUUUGACGGAAAACACCAUGUUAUAUCUGGUGGAAGUUGGGCCACUCACCCACGUAUUGCUGAACGCAGAUCCUUUAGAAACUGGUAUCAAUGUGGAUACCCUUAUGCAUUUAGUGGCUUCAGACUUUGUCAUUAUUAAUGACACAUAUCAUUUUUAACAAAUUUGUUUAUUGUAUAAAUCAUUUUAACGUUAACACCGUAAUGUCGCCAUGCAUAUUUAAAUAAACAAUAAAUUAUCCCUAAUUGGC
This is a messenger RNA of Mucor mucedo, 2794 nucleotides long. RefSeq lists its product as uncharacterized. Lineage: Eukaryota; Fungi; Mucoromycota; Mucoromycetes; Mucorales; Mucoraceae. The transcript is spliced from 2 exons. The coding region runs from base 46 to 2685 and encodes 879 amino acids. The record is from RefSeq and is a predicted model, not a curated record.